AUGCUGGAAAUUCUUCGGCCAUUCUUGAGAUGUUUGCGGAAGGGCGAGCCCACCCAACCGAUCUUCUUGCUCCCUCAGGAAAUUCCCUUCUUCAUACACGGCAUGGGCAUUGACAUGCUUGGGCUCUGCCGGAUCAUUCUAGGCUCAACCAAAGCAUUUGACUUGGACUUUCUGAACCAAAGUGGAAAAACCCCACUCAUGCAGUGUUGUCAAUUUAUGCUGGAAAGCAGCAAAUCUUAUGAGAGGAUGCAGCCGAUGGCAAGUAUUCUCAUAGAGAAUGGCGCCAAUCUCUCCAUUUGCGACAAAGUUGGACAGUCGUCAUGUCUUCUGAUGUUCCAGAUGCCUCAAGGAUUCGAUUACUUCGAUGAGGUUCUGUAUAAGUUCAUUGACCUCGACAUGCUUCAGAACCUCCGCCCGACAGACCUAUGGCUCGUAGCGUCUUUAGCACGAUCAAUCCCUUCCUUUAAGAGCAAGCUCGAAGCUGAGUUCCAGGGGAUACGAACACCUAUCGGGAUCUCAUCUAGUAUCCGUCCCCGCAUCGAACAUCUGCCCGAGCUGGAUCCUCAAAAGCAAGCAUCAUGGUUAAAGAACAUGAUUGAGCCCUUCCUAAAAUGUGGCAUUGACGUCAACGAAACGGAGAUGUCGGAUGGCAAAACAUACAUUCGUCAUGCGGCCAGAAAAGGAAACCUGGAAGUUGUAAUGGCUCUUGCUCAGGCAGGAGCUAGCUUGGAGCAGGUGGAAUGGGUAUCUAAGAGCACCAAUCUAUGUGCCUCGGUUUUGGAGGAUUUGCUCGAGCGCUAG
Molecule: messenger RNA, 801 nt
Organism: Colletotrichum siamense
Lineage: Eukaryota; Fungi; Ascomycota; Sordariomycetes; Glomerellales; Glomerellaceae
Exons: 4
Coding region: 1-801 (266 amino acids)
Molecular function (GO): protein binding
Source: RefSeq, a predicted model, not a curated record